UCAACUUUCGGUUUAAACUAAAGCUCAACCGGAUCACGCUGAAAACAACGUUGAUAGACCACGACAUGGCUCCGCGAAUGGACGACAUCAUGGGACUUUGCUGCAAGCUGUCGGCGGACAAGCAGAUCAAAGCAGCGGUGAAGAACUCUACCAAAGGAGCAGCUGUCGCGGGCGGGACCGCUUUUUUAGGUGGUCUUUUAGGUGGCCCUCCUGGAAUAGCUUUAGGUGGUGCAGUGGGAGGCCUGCUGGGAUGCUGGAUGACCAGUGGACAGUUUAAACCUGUUCCACAGAUUCUCAUGGAGUUGCCUCCUACACACCGGCAGAAGCUUUGCACUGAUGUCAUGGCUGUGCUUGGCACUCUGGAUUGGACUGACCUUGCACAGUUAAUUGCACUGGUUAUGGGCAAUCCUACCCUACAGCAGCAAGUUACUGCUGCUCUCAUUAGCUUCGUCACUAAGGAGCUGAGGGCCGAGAUACAAUAUGGAGACUAACCAGUGGGAGGAAACUGUGAGGAACGUGACAAAGGAUGUGAACUACGAGUGUCUGACUAGCAGGGGGAUGAAAAUUUUCCUUUGUGCCUAGGCGUGGGGACAAUUAAGCUGAUGUAUAUCAAAGUGUGAGAGUUAUGUUGACUAUGUGUGCAAAAUUUAUAUCUUCAUUUAUAUAUUCAUACUGACAUUUUUUAUAUUCUUAAGAUAUCAAAAUGAUUUUUUGAGAAGAGUACCUGUUUAGUAAAUUGUGAUGCAGAUUUAAAACUCGUAGCAGGGUCAGUAAACAUAAGCAAGCCCCUGUGACUUCACUGUGG
Chanos chanos (milkfish) is the source of this 805-nucleotide messenger RNA. RefSeq names its product protein C19orf12 homolog. The transcript is spliced from 3 exons. Bases 66 to 491 code for a protein of 141 amino acids. The record is from RefSeq and is a predicted model, not a curated record. Lineage: Eukaryota; Metazoa; Chordata; Actinopteri; Gonorynchiformes; Chanidae.